UCCAUGGUUUAUAGUAAUCAUUAGCAUUUUAUACAAUAUUGUGAAAUUUAUCCGCUCGAUUUUAAACUUUAAGAACUUGGGGGUAGAUAUCAAAUCAAUAUCCGAAACAUGACAUAUUGUGGUAACCUGACGUGCAGCCGUAUGUACGUUUCUGUAGUUAGCGCUACCACCAAGACGGGUUUCCCGCCUACGCGACAUAAUGGCGCCACCGCCGCCCGGCUGGACCCGAUUAAUACAAUAGUUAAAAGCCACUCGCAGUCGCUUACCGCUUCAUGACUCGAGUGGAUGAUUUUGGUUUUGCUCGCCCCAGCCAACAUUAAUUUUGAUAUAACAAAAAAUAUUUUCUCAUUAACUGGAAAAGGAGGUGGAGUUCUAUUAUAACAUUAGUCAUUUUAUAAUCGAACUCGACGUUACCUACUUGCACUGAAUAGAAAUACCUUCUUAAUUAAUAUUGAUAAGGCGUAAGAGAUAUAAACAUGAGCAUCUGUAGGUAGGUAUAAGUAAUUAAUACACAAAUACGUUGUGUAACAUGGCAUUUGAAUGAUGAUGCAGAGUGAGCAGAGAUCCCCGUGCCGCACGGCCCAAGGUCGUGGCGUGACGUAUGAGCUCGGCAACAGGCGAGAACGCCAAACAACGCAACAAGUGCCCCGCGCCCCCGCGCUUUGCGUGCCAUUUGCGAACAGCUGUCAUAGCAUAGUAGGUAUUAACUACCACUUAUGCCGACGUAUAUGAAAAUGGCGAUACUUUUGAUUGUGAUUAAUGUGGUUCUUAGAGUGUUAUUAAAUUUAUCAGUUUAUCGCGCAAAAACACCGAACUUUUAUUAAAAAAUAAGUUUUUGGUUUAAUUCUUUUUUCUCUGAUUCGUUGCAUUCUCUGAGUAUCUGGCUGGUGUGAUUAGUAAAUAGUAUUUGUGAGAAGUAUCGCCAAGUCGGUGUAUCGCCUGUUUCCUGCAGGCUGUACGCAAUAGAGCUAUUGGUGCCUACUAUCAGCGAGCGCGUGCGUCAUCGCCUCCGCACUACUGAUAAGCCUCCACCAAUUAUUAUCAUUGCAAAUAAGUAUGAGUAUGUUUAUACUUUCGUAUUCAGUAGGAAUAAUAAAUACUUAUAUCUCGGAGUUUCCUCCACAAUGUCGUACAGUUUGUGAUUAUUACUGAUUUAAAACGUGUUAGUGGUAUGUUAUUUAUUUCUGCGGGUAAUACUUUGUUAUAUAAAAUAUUUGAUAACAAGGUCUCUCCGAUAGUUGAGUUCAAGCGAUAAGCUAAAUAUAGGAAAGUUGCCAUUUGACGCUAAAGAAAAGAUACCCGAGAUGAUUACUUUCUGAAUUUAUCAUUGGUGUAUAAAAUUGACUGAGUUAUAAUUUUCUAUUAUAGAGAAUGUUAAUGUUAAAAUGACGCUUGUAUACAAAGCCAAUAACCGUUCUAGUCGAGCGCAACCGUUACGAAAUCAGUGCUGCAUGAAAAUUACACUGCGUCGCUCGUGCUACCAAUAGCUACUAUGUAGGUUGGCAUCCAUGUUACUCCGACUUAAAUAUUUCCAUAGUUUUGUAGUUAUAAUAGACAGGUGUAGAACAUUUGAAAGCAAAACUAAUUAUUUACACAAAAUAUCAAUAUGUUUUACGUCAUUAUAUUACUUCUCAUGGUUACUUCACCCUCAUUAAGUAAACGCCGAUGCUACUUUAAUCGCGGUGUUAAAGUCCGUGCAUAGAUACGUAUAAAUAGAUUACGAAGAACGACCGAUCCGGUUGCGGUGAAGGAGAGAGAUAGAUAAAACGCGACAUGAAUCACUACUCGCAGGGAGCACAGUCAGAGCGGCGCGCGGGUGGUGCGGGGGGAGCGGUCGGAACGAAACCAAACGACUCAACUGGUACAAACAGUUGUACAGUCAUCCGCGCCGUGGUACCGUGUAUCUUGCGUUGCUUCACUUGGUUCGAGUGUUAGCCAUUGGCUACACUACACGUUCAAAAAGAAAAUAAAUAUAUAUCUUGUUAUCUAUACCGCGAUAAUUAAUUUGUGAUAAAGAAAGUAUCUAGUAUCUAUGAGGGGCAGAGUGAGACGAAUGUGACGACAUUACAGGUGUACGUGUGUGUGUGUAUAUGCGGCGUGGAUCGUCGCGCAAUUAAUAACGAUGAUUCACUUGCGCGCGGGUGAAAUGCAGCCUAUCGGACUUGUUGACAUUUAUUCUGGAAGCGUAAACAAAUGAUAUCAAGACAACAUUAGUAUAAUGGUGGACUGACUCAUUAAACCGCGAUUGAAAAAACGCGGGUAAGAUGCCGCUUACACAAGAAAAACGUCUCGACAGCAACUUCAACAACAAUGACCAGAGCUACCUUCACAAGAAAUUUAAGAAAAUGGCAUCUACUAUUUCUGUUUUUCCGACCAAUCCAAAUAGGGUCGGAGAAAGCAUACAUAAAGAGAUAAAUGUAACUAACUGUAAUAAUUUGAUUUCUAAUGGGAGUAUUGCAUCAAACCACCCUGAAAUAGAAAAAAUAAAAUUAAGACAAAAUCAGCAAAUAUGCGAUGAGGUUGAGAAAAAUGUACAAACUAAUUUUAACGAUGAAAAUAGUAGAUUAAGUAAUGUAAAUAAUAAUGUUCAAGUAUCUGGUCAGACCAGUUUUACAGAUGAAUUUUCAAAUAAGACUGAUAACCUUGAGAAUGAUUUUAUCAAGGAAUCCUAUAAUGGUGGAAUAGGAGGACGUUAUAUAUGCCCCUACUGCAAGCUAUCCUGUGCCAAGCCUUCUGUGCUACAAAAACAUAUCAGAGCCCAUACAAAUGAGAGACCUUAUCCUUGUGUACCUUGUGGUUUCGCUUUUAAGACGAAAUCAAAUCUAUAUAAACACUGCAGAUCGCGAACACAUGCGUUGAGAUUACAAGGAUCUGAUGUUUCCAUGGCUAUAAACGAUGAAGAUUUAUCUGGUGGAUCAGAAAGCGAUACAUCUAUGCCGCCGACGCCUGCCUCUGAUUUUGGUUCAGAUGCAUCGAAUACCCGCCUUGAAAACUUGAGACCUAGAGAAUUUUCAUCCCCAGAGUUGACUAAUGAUUCCAUAACACAAACCAAUGCUAACUUUUCCACAUGUGAAAACAAAUUGAGAUCGAUUUAUAAACCAAAAUUUAGAGCCGCUUUUUAUCCAGACGGUGAUGACAAAGAUAAAAUAAAAAAGACGAUGUCACCAAAUGCAGAUUUUCUUACAGAACAUAUCUCUAAAAUUAUAUCAGAUAAUGAAGCUAUUGUUGACGUUAUAGAGACACCUUUACAAAAAAAAUAUGGUAAAAUAAAGCAAAUUGCGGAAAGUAAACAAUUCUUACAUGAAAAUUUAGAUUUAAAACUAGAUUCAACACCGUUAAACUUAACAAAAAAUAGUGAUCAAAAUGAAAGUAGUUUUAGAAAGAGAUCACAUUCCGAAAGUUUUUCUCAAAUUGAUUACCAAAAGCAUCCAUUGAAUCCUGAAGGAUCUAUAAUAAAAGAUCUUUUACUUAAAACUAAAGCUAAUGGAUUAGCUACUGCAACAGGUGAAGUGGAGGGACAAGGGCAGUUGUUUGUUUGUCCUUUAUGCCAAAUAACUUAUAGAAGUGCUGACAAUUUGGAAAUUCAUAGAAUGUAUUAUUGUAAAGGAAGUCUUAUUACUGCAACUAGCGUUAAUCAAAAAAAAGUAGCGAAACCAGAAAACAUUUUCGUCAGAAGCAAUUCCAUCAAUGUACGUUUACCAGAAACGCAACCAUCGUUUUCUAAGAUGAAUGCAACAAAAUCGACUCCUUUGAGGACUAAGCCUGAUAAUCUCAUCAUUACGAAGUCUGAAUCAAAUGAUAUUGUAGCACCGUUGCCAUCGCCUGGACCGUUACUUGGAAAUACUCGGCUUGUGGAUGUUAAAACUUCAAAUGAUAUUUCUAGAAAAACGGAUAAUAAGUUGAAACCUAUUGCUAGUCCUAAAAGAAGAAUAGAUGGCAGAGCUGAUACUUAUAGUCCGAGACUAUUAGAGAAUGCUUCUCCGCGUUCUGUGGAUAUUUAUUCACAACAUAAAAUAAGGUGUAUUGAUACAAGUACGACGGGACUACGAAUGAUUGAAGAACUCGCACCACAUAUGAGACAUAACUCCACAUCACUUCAAAUGUUUGGCGGUGAAGUAAAAAUUGUGGACCACUCAGGCGGUACUACCACUUUAAGAAUAGAGCCUAGUAAAAACCAACUAUCGCCGAUUCUAAUUCAACAAAGUCUGUCUCCGUCAAAACUUGCAAAUGACUCUGAAGCAAGUAGUGUUGUGGUUCGUUCCGGUUUACAUUCUGGAGGAACAAUCAUGCAUAACCCUCCUACUCCGAAAGAAGUACUUGGAACACCACAGCCACCUACUCCUAGAAUUUCUAUAUCGACUGCGCCUAGUAUAUCCAGUGCAAAUCUUCCGAAUUUACAUGAUAUAACACAUUUUCAAUUUCCACCUCUAAGUGCUAUUACAGCUUACAAUCCAUUAACUUUGCCGCCUCUCAGUCCCUCAUCAUCUCCGAAUGGUGCAACAACUAUUUUGCAUGGUGGAAAACUUAUACCUCAUGUCCCAGGUAUGCCAGGUCCGAAUACUCCUGGUGUUUAUGUUGCAACCAAUCAGAUGUCCUCAAAAACAUUAGUGAAUGUUGAAACUAUUAAAGCGCCUGUAAAAUUACUUCAUGAUGACUUGGUGUCCAUGAAUGUACCAUCAAGUAAAACUAAUACAGUUUCCGAGACGUUGUCUAGCAGGAAUUCUAAUUUAAAAUCAGUUCACUCGGAAUCGGAAAAUCUUAAAAAACAAGAACAUUUACCAACUAGUAGUGUGCCACAAUAUAACUCACCGGUUCCUAUAAUAAAGGUGAAAAAUGUUGACGAUACGGAAUCAGUGAAAAUAUACCCAUUUGGUUUAAACAAAUCGCUUAGUACAAAACAAGAUGGAGCCGUAAAAAGAACUUCCGACGGCAUACCGAAGACUCUUAUUUUAAAAGAUAAUUCAAAUUCUUUAACAAGCAAGAUCAAAAGUAAAGAAAGAAUACAUUCUUCCUUUAAACUGAACAAUUCGGGCAAAGCAGAAACUGAAAUCAGAAAUUUUAAUUUUGAAAAUUUAAUAACUAAGGCUGAAAUAUAUAAUAAUCAAAUUCCUUGUUCAAUGGAUAUUCAAAAAAGUAAAAACACACAAGAUUCUGAUGCAACUUCUACUCAAAAUGAACGAUCAGAGACCUCAUAUUUUCAAAAAAGUACUAUCGCAAAAUCUGCCACAGAAGAAAGAAAGCCUAAAUUUCUACGUCCAACUACUUUACCUUUAAAACCAGGAACGUUUACACCAAAAAGGCAUCAUGGAAUUACACCUAAUGCUAAUACGAUGCCAUUAGUGUCCCCUGAAACACCCAGACCGGCUAAAGCUUAUGGUCAACUUUAUUUGAAUGGCAACGCAUAUACAUAUUUGGGAUUAAAAUGUUCAACUAAAGUAUUUUACUGUACGAUCAAUCGUCCUCAGCCGACUUAUGUGCCAAAUCAACACUUUUUAUCGAUGUACAGUAAUUGGCAGUUAUUAUCUGAAUUGACUCCAGACCCACUCGGAUUGUCUGCAUCAUCUGCAAUGUCUCUCUACGACUCACGUCAUCGACCACAGUGUACGGCUGUUUCGGUCAUCAAACAGGAUCUUAUACUGACUCAUUCGUCGCAGUGGAAUAAAAAUACGAAAGACAGUAAACAGUCAAUAUUAUCAGUGGAUACUAAAAGAUCAGAUGAAAAUAAAAAUUCAAAUCCCGAUAACGCGCAACCAACAAGAAAAGAAUUAACUGGAGGAUUUGAAAGUAAUGAAGAAUAUACUUACGUGCGCGGAAGAGGCAGGGGCCGCUACGUCUGUUUGGAAUGUGGGAUACGUUGCAAGAAACCCUCAAUGUUAAAGAAACACAUUCGUACUCACACGGACGUACGACCUUAUACCUGUGUACAUUGUUCUUUCAGAUUUUCAUAUUCCAGUUUUAAAACCAAAGGAAAUUUAACUAAGCAUAUGAAAAGUAAAGCUCACUACAAAAAAUGUUGCGAGUUGGGCAUAAAUCCAAACGAAGGAAAUGACGGUGAAGGUGGGGAGAUGAAUCAGUGCUCUGGUGAAACAGAUGACGAAACAGAUUCCGAAGGUGAUGAAGGAAAUGAAGGAGAAACCGAAUCUAGUGAUACUGAAGCUUGUAAGUCUCGAUUGCCUGAGCAUGAAGCUGCUCAUUGUUUAUUGUCUCUGGGAGGAUCAAGACCGACUACAUCAGCUGCACCUGGUCUGUUGACAAGUGCACGACCAUCCACGUAUCCAUACACCCCUACAGGGUUAGAUAAUUUAACAUUAGAACAAAGUCCUGAAAAACAAUUAUCACGAAGUGCAUCAGUAGAUUCGCGAAUAGACUCUGAAAAUGAACCGAUGGAUCUGAGUAAAAAUGAUGCAAAAACGCAACCACAUUUACCUGAGAUACCGACUGCUCGAGAAUCGAGUGUAUUAGCUUCUUUAGCUUCAAAUACAGCUAAACUUCCACAGCCUCAAACACAGUGGUCGAAUGGAGAGCCAAUGCUUCACACCUAUUUAACAGAAAGAGCACUACUGGAUUCUAAAAUAAAGCAGAGCCAACUAGCAUGUAAUUUACCUAAAAUAAGGAAAGUCGACAUGGACAAAUCGUUAUUCGCUGAAAGUAAUACUAACACUGAAAACGAGAAAAAGCCAGUGAUAACUACUAAAAAUAAUAUCAUACCUGUGACGACACCCAAGAUAGUUACUUUUACGAAACAGACAAGUGAAAGUCAAGAUCAAGUUAAUCAAAUAACCGCCUGUAAAGAAGAAAAUACAAUAACAAGAGAUUCUCCUGCUCCUAUAAAUAACACAAGUGUCGAUUCUAAAAUAAUUCAUGCUGCAGGUAACACUAAUGCAGAAAACGCAAAACAUGUUGUUUCUGAAUAUUUGAAACAAGCCAGAAUAAAUUUAUUGAAUUCGCAAGACGAAAUUUUAAAUAAUACAAUCGAAAGCUCUGGCGAUGAUAGUAACAAUGUAAAGAUAAACGUUAUAGAAGCGGCAAAAGGUGAAGAAUCGAACACUUCCGAAGCGGAAUCGAUUAAACUACCAUCGUUAGAUCACGAUCCUGUAGCACGUAAAGUCGUCAUAGGGGUCGGAGGUGUCGCAUUCAAAGUAUCGAAAGGCAAAGAAUUUGAAAACUCUUCGUCUUUUCCACCUGGCAGGCUGAUGGAAGACGGUCGUAGAGUAUGUGAUUUCUGCAACAAGACGUUUACUAAACCUUCACAAUUACGUCUCCACCUCAAUAUUCAUUAUAUGGAGAGACCAUUUAGAUGUAGCGUCUGUGCAGUCAGUUUCCGUACAAGGGGUCACCUUCAGAAGCACGAGCGCUCCGGUUCUCAUCAUAAUAAAGUUUCUAUGACAUCUACUUUCGGUGCAGCGACUUCGUUUAAUCCCAGACCGUUUCGUUGUUCAGAUUGUAAUAUAGCAUUUCGAAUACAUGGGCAUUUAGCGAAACAUCUUAGGAGUAAAAUGCAUGUGAUGAGACUCGAGUGCUUAUUCAAAUUACCAUUUGGAACAUUUACGGAGAUUGAACGUGCCGGUGUUAGUUUAACGGACAUUGAUACUACAGAUUGCGCCAGUUCUCUUGCGAGUCUUCAGUCGUUAGCUAGGAAACUGCACGAGAAAGACCCUACCAAAUUGGAAUAUCGAGAGCCUUCCAGCUCAGCGAUGAGCGGUGUUCCUGCGAGUCGGGAAUCCUCUGAAGACGACGACGCUAUGAGUUGUGAAAAAACAUGUGACGAUGAAAAAGACAGUGAAAAUAGUGAAAGUCAAGACAGAGAUACACGAGUUAUAUAUAGUGCCACAGAUAAUUAGUGCCAAACUAAGUUAAGUAGGUUAUUUAAUGUGCAAUUUGUUUUUGUUGUUUAUUUAAGAUGUAAUUAUUCAUAAUGGGGUUUGACUCGGAAGUGUGAAACAGAACAAUGCGCUUUAAUUAUUAUAUUGUACGUAUUGUUUCAAUAUGAUUUUUGCGUCGUCUUGUAAAUAAUUUAAAUAGUUUUAAAAUUGUUAAAUUUGCUUCCAUUUUAGUGUAUAAGUACAUUUGUUACUAGUAAUUUUUAAUAGAUAUUUAAAAGAUUUCUUGGAACCUAGGAACUACAUCAUAAGAAGUUAUUUACAAACUUCCUCUCAAAUAGUGAAGAAAUCUUACAGAACAUAUUAUGUGGUCCAUUGAAAGGGAAUGAAAUACUUGAAAUAUCAAUAAAACAUAUUACAAAACAUAAAAAUAUAAUCAAGUAUAUCUCAAUAAGUACCAUAAAACUUUUUGUAUGUAUUUUUAUAAAUAUUAUAGUGAGUAUUUAUACUGUAAAAUAACAACGACUUCCAAUCAUCUUAUCUUUGAAAAUUGGCAUAUCAACUUCCAUAAACGAAAAUUAGAUAUAUACUGGUACUUGUAUAAAAUCCUUAACAAGUCUUCCAUAUCAAAAAUAGUUUUUGUGCUAGUUAUUUGUUCAUACUAAUAGCAUAUAUUAAUAAAUUUGGGUGUAUUUGAAAUUUCAACACCCAAUUUAUAUCAUUGUUUGUAUUAUACUAUCAAAUAAAUAGGUAUUUACUCGAUAUUAUUGUUCAUCGAGGAAUUUAGAUUAUAAUAAUAAUGUACUUUGUACAUAAUAUGUGCAAAAUAUAAAGCCGUAUAUCGUAUAACAAAGUGGAAACUUGAAACUAAUGAAUACAUACAUUUAUUACUAUAUUUUUAAAUGUUUUAAAGGCGUAAAGGAAUUGCGUUAGUUUUAAAUUUUCACUAAAUAUCUAAGUAGCAUCUACUUAUAAAAACAAUUGCUUAGUUAUAUGAUUAAUUCCAAAAUAUCUACAUGUAAUGUCAUAUUUUUGUCUCAUGUCAACGUUUUAAAAUGGUACAUUCAAUAAGUUCGUUUGUAUUAAAAAGAUCAGAACUGGGUUUCAUAUAU
This is a messenger RNA of Diatraea saccharalis (sugarcane borer), 8932 nucleotides long. The record is from the annotation of a GenBank genome assembly. Lineage: Eukaryota; Metazoa; Arthropoda; Insecta; Lepidoptera; Crambidae.